Sclerotinia trifoliorum is the source of this 1194-nucleotide messenger RNA. Lineage: Eukaryota; Fungi; Ascomycota; Leotiomycetes; Helotiales; Sclerotiniaceae. The record is from the annotation of a GenBank genome assembly.
UUCUUCCUCCCCGCCAAGCCUAGCACAACCUAAACAUCACAAAUAAUCCAGCAAAAUGCUGUUUUACGUGUUUGCAUUGAUACCGUUCUACGUUCUCGUAGUGGCGCCUCUCUCACAGAUGAUUUUCAAACGUCCAUCUACUCGCUAUGAACCUCUCGAUUUAAACUCCACAUUUAUUGCUAGUGAUGAACCUUUAUAUUGUCCGGAAGAUAGUUACAAGACGUAUAUUAUUAGUCGAGAACCGCUUAUGAUAUAUAUUGAGGGAUUUUUGAAAGCGAAUGAAAGUAAACAUUUAGUUGAUGUUAGGUGUGUUGUAUCGACUUUGAUGAAGAGGAGAAAACUGACGGGAUAGCGAACCACUUUAUGCACCUUCUACUAUUUCUCAUGGGCAGGAAACGACAAUUGAUACUUCGGUUCGUCAUUCGGAAGUAGCGUUGCUAGAGAGAGAUGAGGUGGUUAGAUGUAUUGAGCAUAGAGCGAGAGCGUUUCAGGGGUGGAGGGGUGAGAUGGGGAUUGAGAAGUUGAGGACGCAGAGGUAUGGGGUUGGAGGGCAUUAUGCGAUGCAUUUGUAAGUUUACGAGGAUCCCUUGUGAUGUUUCAUUUUUUGCUGUUCAUAUGAUCAUUACGGGGAGAUAUCAUGAGUAUAAGGGCUAAUAAUUGGAUAUAGCGAUUGGAGUGGAGGAAAACGUGGCGUAGACCGAAUAAGUACAUUUCUGGUCUACGUCGAUGUAUCCUCCGAUAUCGAAGGUGGAGGAACAGAAUUCCCUCGUGUAAUAGGACCAGAAGGAGGUGGAUGGGAGGAAUUCCUUGAUACUACCGAAGCAUUAGAUCCAAGAAGUGGGAAGAAUGUAACGGUAGAAGGAGUAACACUUAAACCGAUCAAAGGAAAUGCAGUCUUCUGGGAGAAUAUGGAUAGAGAUGGGAGGGGAUACGAAGAGACAUGGCAUGCUGGGUUACCGGUGAAGAGAGGGUCGAAAGUGGGGUUGAAUAUUUGGAGUUAUGGGAGGACUAUGAGAUGAUGUUGAGGAGGUGUGAACGGCAGAUAACGUGCUUGGAUAUUUUAAUGUACGAAGGGGAAAUGAGGUGGAGUGAAUAGAUUGGUAUGUACUACUUAUAGAUGUAAAAUUAUCCACUAUGAGUCUAUGACUCAAAUUCAAAUGAAUUCUAGGUUAGCAGCGCAAAGAAUCCAAUACG